This is a messenger RNA of Rubroshorea leprosula, 815 nucleotides long. The record is from the annotation of a GenBank genome assembly. Lineage: Eukaryota; Viridiplantae; Streptophyta; Magnoliopsida; Malvales; Dipterocarpaceae.
GACCAACGACGCAGAGAAUCAGAGACAACAUCAAUAUUUCUGCCCCUGACCGGCCGCUAGAAUCGGAGGACGAACGAUGUCGAUUCUGUGGGAGAAGAGCGAAACGUGGAGGUGGAUUGUAAGGAAGACGAGGGACUCCAAGCCGUUCUUCCUCACCUUCGCCACCCUCUGCGGCGUCGUCCCUGGAGUUAUUGGUUACUGCGUUAUGCAGGCUACCAACUCCCGUAAUGAACAACUCGAGGCCCAGCUUCGCCAGAACGCCCGCCCCGACUCCCUUAUGAUGGGAAGAGUAAACCGAGAGAGACUGGCAGAAUACCUUGGGGAACUGCAGCGAAAAGAGGAUACAAAUGAUCGAUAUGUGGCUGCUCUUAGGGGAGAGACAUUGACGAGGAACCCUUAUCAGAGAAUUCAACCCAUUCCAAAGCAGAACAGCACAGUCGACAAGCAACAGAAGACCGAUAAGGCUUAAGUAAUUCGCGUUGGCAGCCAGAGGUCUAUUUUGACGUGAAAUUUUCUGUGACUGGAAGAGAAGAAGAAAGUUUUCUGUUGAAAAUGCUACUUAUUCUUGCCUGUCUUUUAAACUGAAAUGUUUUCUGUGGCUGGAAGAGAACGAGCAAGUUUCCUGUUCAAAUGCUACUUAAUCUUGCCUGUGUUCUGUACAGAGCUCAUCUAAGCUACUCCUGGAUAUUAACAGCAUCGUUCAAACUCUUUAUCUACCUGCUUUAUUUUGUUUCACUUCUCUCUUCUUUAAUUGAUUUGAAAUGUUAUUUUUUUCCUUUUUUAUUUUUAUUUGCUGGUAGUUGAUGGUUAUUCUU